CGAAAAUCGACUUUUAGAUUACUAGUAUAACGCAAUAACGCAAGCAAGGAUUUUUUUCCAAAGUAUCAAAAGUGUCGAGCAACCUAUAACAAAUCGUGCAAACAUCUUUUUGUGUUUUCUGAAAAUUGCUCCAUUUUUGGAUUAGUAGACUUGCUUUGAGAGUGAGGUUUCUUCAGUGUGAUUUUUUUCUGCAGCAACAAGGACAUCAUCACAUUGCCAGAAGGAGACGUCAUAUCCGUUUCCUUUGUGUGUUGCUUCUGUCUGCACUGUCAAUUGUAAAUUGCAGCAAGAUUUGUUCGAGUGAGCGUUUGUUUGUGGUGAAAACAAAGAAAACUAUCAAGGACAUCUUUGUUUUGCCCAUAGAGAGACAACAAACAAGCGCAACCACCACCACCACCAGCACCAUCACUUAUAACAUCAAACAUCAUGAGUACGGCAGCAGCUUUAAGCGCAGCUACAUCAUCAACAGCUUUAACACAAUUGCUGCAACCAUCAGCUUCAACUUCAACAGAGGCUUCAUCAUCAGCAACAGUCUCAACAAUAAAAAAUCGUACUGCUGAACUUGGAGAUGAUGUUGGCUCGUCAUCAUCUUUGCAACUCCUGCCCACAUCUUCCGCCAUUUGUCGUUAUUUUCAGCGCGGCAUGUGUCGCUUCGGUUCAAUGUGCCGAUUUUCUCACGAUCUAUCAGGUGGUGAGGUAAUCAGUUCAACAACAAAUACUGGGUCUACACCCCUAAACAAUGAACGUCCUAGCACUAGCCGUCGCAAUUGGGCAAAUGCUCCGGCAUUUAUACCAGCAGCUGAACAUGCCAGUGGGGAGACACUUGAAGCCACCACCAAUCACUCGUGGGCUGAUGUAGUUUUUGGCCCUGGUGCGCGAAGUAUGCCUCAGUAUCCAACUGGCCUACAUGAGAUGGGUAGCAUUGACGAAGAAUGCCCCUUCGAAAGUCCCUGUCCCUAUGGCAUGUAUUGUGCCUAUGCCAUUCACAUGGAACUUUGUGAAAUGUGUGAUCAAUUCUGUCUUCAUCCCAACGAUGAGGAGCAGCGCAAGAAACAUAAAAAGGAAUGCUUGCAACAACAUGAGCAGGCCAUGGAGCUUUCCUUUGCCGUUGCACGUUCAAUGGACAAGACUUGUGGCAUAUGUUUUGACACUAUAAUGGAAAAAGCGGGUAGGGAAAAGCGCUUUGGCAUACUGCCGAAUUGCAAUCACAUUUUUUGCUUGGAAUGUAUACGAAAAUGGCGUCAAGCUAAACAAUUUGAACAUAAAAUAACAAGAUCCUGCCCCGAAUGUCGUGUUUCAUCAGAUUUCGUUUGUCCUAGUGCCUUUUGGGUUGAGACCAAAGAGGAAAAAGAUAAACUCCUGGGAGAUUAUCGUAAAGCUCUUGGUAUCAAAGACUGCAAGUACUUUAAAAAUGGUGAUGGCAAAUGUCCUUUUGGUAACAAGUGUUUUUAUAAGCAUGCUUUGCCUAGCGGUGAACUAGUGGAUGUUGGCUGUCCCAAAAAAGCUCGUAAAAUCCACCGCAGUAAUAAUGAAAUCAUUAAUUUACUUGAUAUCUAUCUGUAUGAAUUUCUUGAUCAGCGUAAUUUGAAUUUCCUUGAUUUUUUCACAAGAAAUGGUGAUGAAAGCGAUGAUUCUUCUGAUGAUGAUUACAAUUAAAUCAAGAAACCAACACACACAUACACACAAAAAGAAAAAAAAACGAGAAAACAAGGUUUUUAUAACACUCAUUCAAACACACACACACACAUAGAUACAUUUAAUCAAACAAACAAUAAUUAAAAUGUAUGUGUAUAUUUUUAAAAGGCGAUCAAUAGGAUUUCUUUAUGCUGCCCAUAAAGAAUUCCCUAAGAAAGUAAUGCAGAAAAGCAUAUAAACACACACACACACUACAAGCGUUACAAAAAAGCCAACCUUCACUCACACUCAUAUUAUCAAAAACAAACAAAGAAACAAACUAAUAAGCAAAAAAAAAGCAAAGUAUUCAAAAGUACCAAGUAAUAUUCAUGCAAUAAGCAGAUGAAAACUUAAAAAGGCAAAAAAAUUGAACAAACUAAAUAUAACCAAAAAAUAUUUUUAAAAGCUUGGAUGUUUAAACCACUAGCAGUAGCUGGUGGAGAAAAGAAAAAACUUAAAACUUCCCCCUCAGCUUAAUCAAAGCGAAAUAAAGCUUUCCUAACAAAAAUACGAAUCCUUGGAGAGGAUAUAGAAAUUUAAAUGAAAGAAGAAAAACUAUAAACAAAAGAAAAAAAUUAAAUAUAUAUGUGUAUAGAAUGUAAACACCAAGAACAUAAGAAGAGAAAAACCAAAAAAAAAAGAAUAACAA
Stomoxys calcitrans (stable fly) is the source of this 2323-nucleotide messenger RNA. Its product is annotated as probable E3 ubiquitin-protein ligase makorin-1. Gene Ontology annotation, biological process: protein polyubiquitination. The coding region runs from base 427 to 1656 and encodes 409 amino acids. Lineage: Eukaryota; Metazoa; Arthropoda; Insecta; Diptera; Muscidae. The record is from RefSeq and is a predicted model, not a curated record. The transcript has 5 exons. Gene Ontology annotation, molecular function: ubiquitin protein ligase activity; metal ion binding.